Phytophthora sojae is the source of this 2619-nucleotide messenger RNA. RefSeq lists its product as hypothetical. Bases 1 to 2619 code for a protein of 872 amino acids. The record is from RefSeq and is a predicted model, not a curated record. The transcript is spliced from 3 exons. NCBI's taxonomy places the organism in Eukaryota, Oomycota, Peronosporomycetes, Peronosporales, Peronosporaceae.
AUGGCCCAUGAGCGAGUGGGGAAGCGCGUGCGGGUGUAUUGGUCUGACGAGGAGGAGUGGUUUGAAGGCACCAUCCAGAACUACGAUGAGACCCAAGGAUACUACGUCGUGUAUGACGACGGAGACGAACGGUGGGAACUCGAUGGACAGCCGAUGCUGGUGGAAGGUGAAGAGGAAGCGCAGACGAACGAGAACUACCAGGCGCUGACUAUUGAACGGGAUCCAGAUCGAACGCCUGAAAUGAUGGAGCCGCCAACUUCACCAGGAAGCGACUAUGACGACGACUACGAGCAAGAAGCGAACCGCGAUAAUGGUUUGCAGGAGAGCAGCGAUGACCGCGCGGGCCUUGAUGACGGGGCCGACAGCGAUGGCGGCAACAGCGAAGGUGAAGCGUCGGUCGCAGAAUCGGAGAUGCCUCAGACUUUUGCCAAAACUGCAUCUAAAUUGUCCCCCGGUAGUACAGGUCGACCUCGUUCUACCUCUGCCGUACCUUCGACUGUGCCUGUUCCAGUCAAAGGACUUCUGGAGGGGAGGGUACUACGCGCUACUGGCCUCCAAACAAACAGAGCGCUUGCUCCCAGCGCAUUUGUACGGGUGUCGUUUGUCGAGUCUGGUGACACAACGCACGCGAGUGCCAUGCUUCGUUGCAAGGAGACACUAUCCACCACGAGUAUCAUUCGAGGCUCCGUCAGUCCUGUAUGGAGUGACAACCCGUUAAGUGAUGCUGGUGGGGAUAGUUCUAAUGGUGACUUUAAACUUGAAUUACUUCCCAAGAUCAUCCCUCCUGCAACGAAACCCGCGUGGCACCAACUUCCAGGCGAUGUCCUGUUCACCGUCUUCUCAGCUUCGAGGUCUGACAACAGCUCUCGCACGGGAUCAAACGAGCACAUUGGCCAAGCAACUGUAUCCUUACGAACUCUAUUACAAGACCUAUUAACCACCUCCCCAUACACCGUACGCGUCCUUGAGCUUCGAUCUCGCAGCGGAAAGCGUCUCGGGUACGGGAAUGCUUCAACGAGGAGCCUCUUCGACGAUGGGAGGCCUGAAGCUCCGACGUUAGUCGCAUCGUUCCGCUUCAUCCCAAUGUACGAGACCAAAACCAAGCAAACGGUACCUCGCUCCUUGCCUAGUGCACGACAGGAGAAGGCUUACACUGCAAAGCGAACGAUACCAGCUCAAACGAGCAGCAGUUCCAUAAAUCGGCGACGAUUUGAGAAGCAGGUCGCGAAAGAUAAUCGAUCUUUUGCUAAGCGACUGGAAUGGAAAGAGGCUCGACGCACUCGUCAAUCCGCACAAGCUAAAGCUCAGGAGAAGAAGAAGGUGACUCCACCGCAGCAUGGAGCGAGGAAACACGGACACAAAGCCUCAUCUGGGAUCAACCGGACCAAGUACGUGCAGCAAGUUGCAGCGGAGAACAAGGUGAUAGGUAAGCGGCUGCAGAAUAUCAUCGGUAGUGACGAAGGUGCUCGAAAUCCUGAGAAGUUUUCGAGUUGGGCAGCAGCGGAGCCGAAAGAUAGCGCAGACUGCGACUACAUGGAUCGAGACAAGCUGCAUGCACAGGACAAGCGCUGGCAGCGACAGGUUGAGCUCGAUUUCCUAAUGGAAAAGGCCCAAACCAAGUAUCAGCAGCAAAAUCAAAUGGUGGAGGAAGUCAUGGAGCUCCAAGAAGCGGUUGCAUCCUUGAAAACCCAAGUGGAUACGCUCAACAAGAGCGUCCUUCGCCUCGAUAUCCUGAACAAGAAGGACCAGCACGUCCGUGACUGUCUACUGCGUGCUGCUGUAACGUCAGGAAGUAAGCCAGUGAAGGUAUCACCCCGACCGCCCACCUCCAAACUCUCGUCCAAGGCAAAAACCGAGAGUAGCAACAACAACAACCAAGAAGACGGCGAAACUUCAGGGAAGUACCGCAAAGAGGAAGAAUGGGAGCUUCUAACGCAACACAGAGAUCGUCUUCAAGCGGACAAGCUGAAGCUAAGUCAAGAGUUGAAGGCUCUUAACCAACAAGACCUUGAUCUUGAUAAAGAAAUCAACGACCAGCAAGCCAAGUGGGAACAUGCAAUAGCGACGCAGCUCUUCCAUCGGCAAAUGGAGAAGAACAACCCAAUUCAAGCGCAGAAGGCGGUUCAGGAGAUGAAGAGGAGACAGAAAGCCCUCGAGCUGUCGCGAGAGGAGGAAGAGCAGUGGGCGUGUUACCAGGCGCAUCAAGAACUUACCCAACUCCAAAUCGCCAUCCAGAUACUCAAAGACCAGCGCGGUGACGAACCUCGUCGUUUAGCUGCUACGAGAGCGUCAAGUUCCUCCUCCACCGCGGUCUGUGACUACCUCAUGAAGAAAAUUGAGAAGCAGGAGACCAAACUACUGCAGCUUCAAGCAGAAGUAGAGCAACGGCGCAAAGACUACCAUGCUAUGCUCGCUAGUGGCGGCAACGAGAGUCUACGAAGGCGCGUACAGGAGCUGCAAAAACUCGUGUUCCUAUGCAAGACGCAAGCUACACACGUCAAGAAGGCGGAGCGGAUUGCACAGCGCAAAGGGGAGCAAGUCGACAUGGAGUUCCAGCGACGCAUGUUCAACGAGCAAACUGAAACAGAGAUUGUAUUGAAGAGACCUCAUAAGCAGUAA